Molecule: messenger RNA, 954 nt
Organism: Anopheles marshallii
Lineage: Eukaryota; Metazoa; Arthropoda; Insecta; Diptera; Culicidae
Product: RING finger protein narya-like
Exons: 6
Coding region: 1-954 (317 amino acids)
Biological process (GO): reciprocal meiotic recombination; protein sumoylation; homologous chromosome pairing at meiosis
Cellular component (GO): synaptonemal complex
Molecular function (GO): SUMO transferase activity
Source: RefSeq, a predicted model, not a curated record
AUGUCCGUGCCGCGCUGGAUACACUGCAACAUAUGUCUUCAUCUUUUGUCGAGAAAGGAGCGAAAGUUUUACCAUCUUUCCUGCCGUCAUGUGCUUUGUAGGCAAUGCAUGGGCAAAACAAGUCGAGGAACAAUAUGUCCGGUGUGCAAUAAACCGUUGGAACGUUUCACCGAACUUAGUAAUCAGAUGGACCGCAAAGAAAAGAUGUUGUACGAUUCCGGCUCGUUGAAAUUGCUUAGUGUUGCCUAUCAAAGUGUCAUUUUCCAGCACAAACAGCGAGAAAACAUGAUAAGAGGAAUUCUGCGCUGUCGUAAAGCAAUAAUGCAGAUGAAGGACAUGGAAGACUCAUUGCGACAGAAAAUAGUGGAAACUCAACGGCGGUACGAAAAGUUUCGCACCUACCGUCGGAAUCUGCAGGAAACGCUCCGCCAAAUGUCACCCCGUUACGGAAAUGGUCCAUUGAUGGGCACAAACGGACGGGCUGCUGUGCCGCAGAUAACAGAUUAUCCGUCAGCACUACCUAAUCGCGAUGGCGAUCCGGACAGUCGCCGAUACGAUCGAAGGCGACCAACUUCCACGGUACCUUCGCUCACGAACCGACCAUUGCACAAUGCUACUUUUGAUACUUCUUCGCUCACAAACCGGCCAUCAUCAGUUAUGGAUAGUAGUUUUACACGGCAACACGUAACCAUGAUACACGCACAACGCAGUAAUACUGACCACUUUAGGGAAGUAGGUGGUAAAAUCGGAGGAACUAAUAUGAACGCGUUUGCGAAUGAUUCGGGUAUUUCCGGCAUGCAAACACCUUCAUCUAACUUUAGUUUCGGUGGUAGCUCUCGAAUAGCUGAACAUCGACAUCAGCAGCACACUCCAUCAACGCCAGCAAGAUAUCAUACCGGGGGUGCGUCCUAUCUGCACGAUCAAAUGCUGUCGUCCAGCAAACCACGGUAUUGA